GCAUCGUCAUUGCAAAGUCACACACGGAAAUGAGUACUGACGUCAAACCUGCUCAGUUCCGUUUGCCAGCAAUUUCAUAAGGAGUGCAAUUUCAUAAGGAGUUCAUCAGUUUAUAAGGUGUAGAGUGCCCUAUGUCAAGUGUUUUUGCCGAGGGAAUAUAUUUACGCACUGCCAGUUCACGGUGUUGUGGAGACGGUGUAGUCUGUCCAUUGUUUCAAAAACACAUGCGCGCUGGGACGGUAGAGUUUGAGCAGAGUUGAAGUUUUGACAGCUGAACUGCCUGCUUCACCCACAUAGAGAUUAAAGACAGAACAAUGCAACGCUGUGUGCUGCUUGUAGGCUAGUACUGUUUAGUAUUUUACGCGUGCUUAAUCCUAUAGUAGGGCCUAUACGCUGUAGUCUUGGGGAAAAUAGCUUUCACCAAAGGACAUGGCAGCGUUUACCUCAAAUCCCAAAGCGGACAUGGCGCAGCGCUUUUUUAACUUCGCGGCGCAGGGUGAUGUAGCGCAGGUCACCUCUUUGAUUUCCAACUCGAGCUUCUUGAUCAACCAACGUGGAGAGAACGGGUGGACGGCACUGAUGCUUGCUGCAAGAAAUGGACACUUCGAAGUUGCCAAAGUUCUUAUUGCGAAAGGGUGUGACUUGUCGCCUGUGAACAAAUCUGGACAGACUGCUUAUGACGUUGCUCGUUUCUGGGGCCACAAGCACAUUGCUACGCUGUUGUCCGGCGGUGGGGUUCUGGACAGGUGUCCACAGAGCACCUCUCUCAAUGUCGUUCAUGGACCUGGGGAGAACAUUUACUUCAAUCACGAGUUCUUAGAUAGGUCAAGCAACAAGAGGACAGACACUAAGUGGCUCGCCACCAAGAAGAUGUGUCCACAUACAGUGUACAUCGUUUUUCACAACCUGAACCCCCUUGUGACACCAGACGCUUCAGACGACAGUAACGGCAAAGGUGGAGAUAACGUCUCCAACCAGCUGAGCAAACUGCGUCCGUCUUUGGUAAUGCCACUUCUGGAGCAGCCUGGCGUCACAGUGGUCUUCCUAGGGGUGGAGAAGGAGAAGCGGAAUUGUGUGCCCAACAGCACCACCACUACCAUGGCCAUGGUGGAGGGGGAGGGAGGAGAGGAGGAGGAGGAGAAGGAUGAUGAUGGACUGACUGCGUGGUUCGCUCUGAACACAGAACAGGACCCCACAGAGCUGCUGAAGCUUUCAGACUCAAAAAGCUUCUUUCUCCAGCCGCCAAUGCCUGGCCUGCUAAUGCUCAGUGAUAAUGAUGCAAGUAUUGUUGCCCAGUCAAGGGCUAUGCUAGCGUGGCACAGCAGAUACAGCUUCUGUCCCACCUGCGGGAGUGAGACGACUGUAGAUGAGGGAGGACACAAGAGGAGCUGCCUACGAGAGGGCUGCCGCAGCCUGAAGGGCAUCCACAACACCUGCUACCCACGAGUGGAUCCAGUAGCCAUCAUGCUUGUCAUCCACCCUGAUGGUAACCAGUGUCUGCUGGGAAGGAAGAAAGUGUUCCCCCCUGGCAUGUUCUCCUGCCUUGCUGGGUUCAUAGAACCAGGUGAGACCGUUGAGGAGGGUGUGCGGAGAGAGGUGUGGGAGGAGAGCGGUGUCCGAGUUGGACCCGUGCACUAUGUCUCCAGCCAGCCCUGGCCCAUGCCAUCCUGCCUCAUGAUUGGCUGUCACGCUGUCGCCUUGACAACUGCCAUUAAUGUGGAUACCAAUGAGAUUGAGGAGGCACGUUGGUUCACACGACAACAGGUCAUAGAGGCGUCUGUGAGAUCAAAGGAUGCCGUUUUCUCCAUGCCUCCGCGACAGGCCAUCGCCCACUACCUUAUCAAGCACUGGAUUGGCAUGAAUGCUAAUUUAUAAACACAGUAAACAUGAAUGGUCUCCUUUACCACGUGUCUACAACAGGGUCAGACGUGGUACACAUUAAAUAUUGAAAGAGUAUUAUUGAACCUCACGGACAUGCUCAAACAGACACCUGCCCAUACAACGUAAAGCCUUACUUUUACUGCACUCAGGUAAAAAACAAACUGUAAGGACAUUUUUAAUAGCAGACCGCUGGUUGACUGGGAAACAUGUAAAUGACAUAGGCUAAGCGGAAAUAGUUGUGUACCUUGAAUGAAUUAGCUGAAGCACAUUUUACAGUACAUUU
This is a messenger RNA of Engraulis encrasicolus (European anchovy), 2164 nucleotides long. It is a transcript of the gene nudt12, whose product is annotated as nudix (nucleoside diphosphate linked moiety X)-type motif 12. The transcript has 7 exons. The coding region runs from base 430 to 1875 and encodes 481 amino acids. Gene Ontology annotation, molecular function: metal ion binding; NADH pyrophosphatase activity; protein binding. Gene Ontology annotation, cellular component: peroxisome; cytosol. Gene Ontology annotation, biological process: NAD+ catabolic process; NADP+ catabolic process. The record is from RefSeq and is a predicted model, not a curated record. Lineage: Eukaryota; Metazoa; Chordata; Actinopteri; Clupeiformes; Engraulidae.